UUAUAUGGUAAUUCCCAAUAAGGUAGACCCGGUGUAGGCAAUCAUCGGCGGUAGAUCAUGCGCCCAAAAUUACAUUCAAAUUCCGCCUCCGCCGUCGCCUUCGUAAACCACACCUCUCCGUCAAUUGCAGAGAUGGAAAGUUCUGGAUUUGACUUGGAAGUCCACGGAGCUGCUUGUGGUUGUGGAGAAGGAGUUGCACUGCCACGUUGUGCUGGAGAAGUGAUUGAUGCGAAUGAGGGGCAAGAUGAAGGUCUUAUUUCGUAGUUGGAAAAGAAAUUAUUGGAACAAGUGUGUACAGUGAGGAAGAAGCAUACAUGUUGUACUGUGAUUACGCGACCGCCAUGGAUUUCAAUGUCCAUAGGGGAACAGGAUGCAGGGCAAUGAUAUCUUUCGUUCGUGAUGAUAGUGGCCAGUGGAAGGUUUCACGGUUUGGGGAAGGAGCAUAAUCAUGAAAUGGCCGCGCCAUAUGCAAGGCCCUUGGUGAGAUCUAGAGUCACUUGUGAGUGUUGCCUCUCUUAGCCAUGCUUUCGUUCUUAGUAAUGUUUUUCAUUGCUAUGAAGUAAGUUUCCCCCUGAAAAUACUUGGAAGUUGCACCUUUAUCUUGAAAAUACUUGGAAGUUGAAUAAGAAUAAGGACAGAGCUUAAUGAUGUUAUCAAAUCUAAACUAUGGACCUUCUCAAAGGAAUUGAACUUCCCAUCAAUAUAGUCAUUGUCGUAGUAUAGUUCCUAUGGAUUGGCGGGCGGGCCGUAUGUGAUGAUAAACAGCAUUAUACAAACAUAAUCCCUCCGUCCCCUAUUAAUUGUCCACUUUCACUUUUAUCAUAAAUGGUAAGUAAGCCCCACAUUCCACUAACUCAUUCUACUCACAUUUUAUUAUAAAACUAAUAAUUCAAAAGUGGGACUCAUAUUCCACUAAUCUUUUUAAAUGCUAUGCUUAAAAGUAAUACUACUUAUAUAAACAGUAUUUUACUUGUUAUUUAUGUGAAUAUUAGUAUUUCCUUGGAAAGCUUUCUGUCUUUCUUUUUAAUUCAGAAACUUAUUUAUAGUUGAAAUUACAACAAAAUGAGAUUUUCCUUCACUCAAAGUCAAAAUCUUCCAAUAAUCCCACUCAAAAAGGAAAGAGUUGGAAUCUAGUUUUUUUCCACAUGAUCUUGAAAAUAUCAAGUAAACCAGACCACUUAUUUUCCAUGAAGCAUUUUUGCCCAAAAUUUCAAGAAAAAAAUGAAUUUAAAAAAAACAGCUAUAAAAUUUCUUCUUGUUGUUUUAAUGUGCAUGGAAUGUUGUGAUUUCCGGUUGGUUUCAGGAGAAGUAAGGUGCGUGGAGAGGGAAAGAGAAGCUCUGGUGAGGUUCAAGAAAGGUGUUAUAGAUGAGAGUGGAAUUCUCUCAUCGUGGGUAAGUGAAGACAGCAAGAAGGAUUGCUGCAAAUGGAAGGGUGUUGUGUGUGGCAACACCAACACCAACACCUACACCAACACCAACACCACCUAUGCUCAUGUGAUCGCUCUACUACUUGGUUAUGAGUACAACGAUUAUCCUUACACCAAACCUUUGGGAGGUAAUAUUAGUGAUGCCUUGCUGGAAUUGCAUCACUUAACUAAUUUGGAUUUGAGCAUGAACGAUUUUGAUUAUCAGUUCCCACGAUUUAUGGGUUCCAUGAAACAGUUAGAGCACUUGAAUCUUCGUGCUUGCUACCUUCAUGGGACUCUUCCUCCUCAACUAGGAAACCUGACCAACCUGCGGACACUUAAUCUCUGGGGUCCUUUAAGGUCUGAGAAUCUUGAUUGGCUUUCUCAUCUCUCUUUGCUGAAUCGACUCGAUCUGAGCUUGAUUGACUUAAGUCAUACAAGUUGGCUACAACAAAUACUAAAGCUUCGUUCCUUGCAAGAAUUGAGCUUAGCUUACUCUAACAUUGGAGCUACUAUACCAGCUGGGGUACCCUCUGCUAAUUCUUCGUCUGUAUCUCUUUCCAUCCUUGAUUUGUCAUGUAACGCGUUAGUGUCUUCCAACCUUGACUGGUUAUUUAACACAAGCACGAGACUUUCUAUUUUAAACAUGCGAAGGAAUAAAUUAGAUGGCCAAAUCCCUCACGUGUUUGGGAGACUGGUUCUUCUUGAGGAUCUUGAUCUUUCUGGCAACAUGCUUGAAGGUGGCAUCUCUGAAUCAUUGAGGAAUUUGAGUCAUUUGCAAGCCUUAGACUUGUCCAGUAAUGACUUUAGUGGAGAUCUUGAGGACUUUUAUUUGGGAAUCUAUCUACUAAAGUAAACAUGUCAAUGGAAAGUUGGAGACUAAAGCAUUUUUCAGCAUUGAAAAAACUCAAUGUUGGAAGCAACAAGUUUGUAGGAUCAAUGCCUGAAAGUCUUAGCCAACAUUCGGUUCUUGAAGAAGUUGAUGUAUCAUUGAACUCAUUGCAAGGUAUCAUCUCCGAGGCCUACUUCACGAAACUUCACAACUUAAAGGUGCUACCUGUCCUUCAAUUCGCUGACUUUGCAAAUCACCCAGGACUGGAAUCCGCCUUUUCAGUUGGAUGUUAUCAGGUUAGCAGGCUGCAACAUGAACCCUUAUUUCCCCCAAUGGGUUCAAACUCAGAGGAACGUUCGUUUCCUUGAUCUUUCUUAUGCCCAUAUAUCAGAUGAAGUACCUAGAUGGCUGUGGAGUUUGUCUCCUACACUUUUGAGUUUAAAUAUAUCCCAUAAUCAUAUUAGUGGGACUAUUCCUCAUCUCCUGUCCACUUCCAUCGAAGAUUUAGAUGUCAGCUCUAACAACCUUUCUGGGCCUCUACCAUUGCUUCAACAAAGCAUGUCCACUGUUCAGUUGAGUCAAAACAUGUUUUCAGGAUCACUUUCAAAUAUAUGCUCAUCUUUGUUUGUGAAAAUGAUGAUACUUGACCUCUCCAACAACCACUUGGAUGGAGAAAUACCAAAUUGCUGGGAGAAAAUGAGUGGCUUGAGAUAUCUUAGUUUAGGUGAAAACAGUUUUUCUGGUGAAGUUCCACAUACUUUGGGCAGCUUGUCGAUGCUAACCUCUUUGAACUUGCAUGGCAAUAAUCUGUCUGGUGAGUUGCCUUUUACUUUAAGCAAGUGUGGAGAAUUGAUGUUCAUUGAUGUCGGAGGGAACAAUUUGACAGGAAAUAUCCCUGCAUGGAUAGGUGCAAUUACGAACUUGGUAUAUGUUAUCCUUAGACGCAAUAGAUUUUAUGGCAGCAUCCCGCUAGAAAUCUGCAUUCUUACUUACAUCCAAGUGUUGGACCUCUCCAUAAACAAUAUAUCAGGAGAAAUCCCUCACUGCUUCAACAGAUUUACCUCACUGAGCAAGAAGAAUACAACUGUGCAAGGAGCUUCCAUCACCUUCUUCCCUACACUAUACGAGCCUUUGAAUUUGUUCGAGUAUGCAUUUGUUCAGUGGAAAGGUGGGGAAUUUGAAUAUCGGAAGAUUCUUCAACAUCUCAAACUCAUUGAUCUGUCCAGCAAUAGAUUAGUAGGGAGCAUUCCUAGAUCAUUUUCCAGUAUGAGGGCAUUAGUUUCCUUGAACCUAUCAAGAAAUAUGUUGACAGGGACCAUAAUUUCAGAUAUUGGUGAAAUGGAGAUGCUAGAAGUCCUUGAUCUAUCUAGGAACCAACUCUCUGGUCACAUUCCCAAUAGCCUAGCACAACUACAUUUUAUAGCUGUUCUUGAUCUGGAAAAUAAUAGUUUGUGGGGCAGAAUUCCAUUGAGUACUCAACUACAGAGUUUCAAUGCAUCUGCUUAUGCCGGGAACGAUGGACUUUGUGGACUCCCUCUCAAAUUGUGCCCAGGAGAUCAUCCACUCAUCACUUAUCAAGGAAAAAACAUCAAGAAAGAUGGUGGCAUUGUGAGCAAAGAAUUUGGCAUAUCAAUGGCCUUGGGUUUUAUUAUUGGAUUUUUGGGAGUUGUUGCUGUUGAAGGGAUCAUGGGGAGCCGGAGAAGCAUAUUUUUACUACUUGUGCAGAUAUUUUGAUUAAAAUAACUCAAGACAGGAUUUCUGGAAUCUGGCACUAUGGUAUCUGGGCGACUUCUGCUUCUCAAUUUUGAAGGGGGAGAGGAAUGUGGAGGCGUGGAUGAGUUCGAGAGAAGAGAAAUAAAGAAAGAGAAAAUGGAGGCGGCAGGCGUGGAGUAGGAAUUAGGAUGCACCAUUUAGUUCAUUUUAGGAUAAUGGUGAUGGCGAUGGUUGGAAGGAGGCGGCAGCUUGGAUGCUUGGAGCUGGGGAGAUUUAGGGUUAGAGUGAAGAUUGAGAUAGAGAUGGAGAUUAGAGAAGGGAGGCGGAAGUCUGAUAGUUAGAGCAUCUCCAAUGGCGGACGUCCGGUCGGACGUCCGCGACGGGCGACCGAGACGUCCGUCAUUGUGGCGUCGAAGGUC
Molecule: messenger RNA, 4370 nt
Organism: Salvia splendens (bonfire salvia)
Lineage: Eukaryota; Viridiplantae; Streptophyta; Magnoliopsida; Lamiales; Lamiaceae
Product: receptor-like protein EIX2
Exons: 4
Coding region: 2551-3972 (473 amino acids)
Molecular function (GO): protein binding
Source: RefSeq, a predicted model, not a curated record